AUGAACACCCCUCAAUCAUCUCGUUCUCAUCGCUCAAAGACACAAGUCCCAGAGAUCUUAUCACCGAUAUCCGCCUCAAACCUAUUUUCUUCGGUAUCCAAGCAGAGAUUACCAAAGAAUGUUGUUAACGCUGUGGAAUUUGUUGGGGAUGUUAUUGAGGCCAGCUCCGAUGUAAACAGCCCUAUUAAGGAUAGAAGCGAAUCAAAGAAGAAAGAACGUGAGAGUAUAUUAAAAACGGCCAAUCUUGCUCCAGAAUUUGUCAAUCAUAACCAACAUAUUAAAAAGGUCCUUGAUGAUUCGGACUCAAGUGAUGAUGAAAUACAGGACGCUUCCUUGUCCUUAUCAAAACAGAUCUCCAUAUAUUCCAAACUUCCUCUGCCAAAUGUUCCAUCACUUCCGUUCAACUUUUUAUCGGGCUCAGACCAAGAUGGAAUGGGUGAGGUUAUUUCUAAUAUUCAAACUAAUGAAGAUUUUGAUGCUUUGAAAGGGAGAGUGAAUGACUACAUUGAUAAUUUGAUUAACCUUGUGGAUGAUUUAUUUGCAAAGAAUCCAAACGAAUUUGUAUCAUAUUCAUUAUCUAAGAAAAAAGAUCAUGUUAAAGGGCAACCAACAACCAUUCAGUAUCUCAAAGCAAUAGAGAAAGCAAACGACAUUAUUGAAGAAGUGGACAGGAGCAGAAGAGAAACGUUGAUGAGAACAAAGUUGACAAAAACACAUUAUGGACAAUAG
This is a messenger RNA of Naegleria fowleri, 729 nucleotides long. RefSeq lists its product as uncharacterized. Lineage: Eukaryota; Heterolobosea; Eutetramitea; Acrasida; Naegleriidae. The record is from RefSeq and is a predicted model, not a curated record. The transcript has a single exon. Bases 1 to 729 code for a protein of 242 amino acids.